Molecule: messenger RNA, 2063 nt
Organism: Momordica charantia (bitter melon)
Lineage: Eukaryota; Viridiplantae; Streptophyta; Magnoliopsida; Cucurbitales; Cucurbitaceae
Source: RefSeq, a predicted model, not a curated record
AAUGGUUAUUCCGUCAAAUUUCACAUCUUUUAACAUCCGCUGCCGAAAGUUUUUCUUUUCCACCCAACCCCGAGCCAGCACGAUCGCCAUGGAUGCUCACUCCCUCCCUUGAAAUUCUACGGUCUCACGCUGCCGCUGACGCCGCUCUCAGUGCCGCCCAUCUCGCCGUAGCUGCCCUGCAACGCCUCAUCUUCCUCGCUAAUACUUUUUCUUUCUCUAAGUGGGUGCUUAUCUAUAUAUUCCACAGGCAAUUUUCAACUUAUCGUUCCGAGCAAGUUUUGCUUUUGCUGGCUAAUUCAUUUAACCAUUUUCUAUUUUCUUUUUCUUUUGCUGGCCCUUUGAGUGGACUUAAAUUGGCCCCUAUGGUAUUUGGCAAGUCUGCCUGCAAAGGACCUGCUAGAUGUUAUUGACAAAUUUGAAAUAAACCUUUUGCAAAAUCACAAUAUACCCAGUCCUCACGAAAUUGAGUAUAUUUCACCCAAAAGCCCAACACAAUGGCUGAUUAUCACUUUGUGUACAAAGACGUUGAAGGAGCCUCCACUCAGUGGGAUGACGUUCAGAGAAAGCUAGGAAACCUACCUCCAAAGCCUGCUCCAUUCAAGCCCCCAGCCUUCACGCCUGCCCAAGAUGGGGCGUCUGUCCCCAAAGACAAGUCUUGGAUCGACCAGAAGACUGAGGAGGAGCUCGAAGACCUUGAGGACGAUCUAGAUCUCGAUGACGACAACUUCCUUGAAGAGUAUAGGAAAAGGAGGUUGGAGGAGAUUAGAGAAGCAGCUAAAAUCUCUAAAUUUGGAUCAAUAAAUCCAAUAUCAGGGUCGGAUUUUGUGCGAGAGGUUUCACAGGCUCCAUCUGAUGUUUGGGUCGUUGUUAUUCUCUACAAAGAAGGAAUUCAAGAAUGCGAUGUGUUGAUGAAUUGUUUGCAAGAACUGGCCGCAAGAUAUCCAGCCACAAAAUUUGUUAAAAUAAUUUCCACAGAUUGCAUUCCGAACUACCCAGAUUGUAAUCUUCCAACUCUGUUAGUAUACAACAAUGGCGCAGUGAAAGCAAAUUACGUGGGUCUUCGAAGUUUUGGCAGAAGAUGCACGCCAGAAGGUGUUGCACUAGUUCUUUGUCAAGCCGAUCCAGUGCUUGAUGAUGGUCAGUCUGGAAACGAUCGAUCGAGAACAUCCGUGCUUGAAGGAGUACGCAGAAAGAUAAUCGAGAAAGUAGUGAGAGAGCAUGAAGAUGAGAAUGACGAUGGAAAUUCGAGUGAUUAGAUUUGGAAUCAGUCACUCUGUUCUAUGCUAUGCUCUCAGCUGUUUUAUUUGGAUGUUGAGAAGUGUUUGGUUCUAAUUUGUGAGUUUCUACAAAUUAGAACCAAAAGUUUUAUCAUCUAAUGAAUGUUUUUGUGAUGUAUGAUGUGCCUGAAGUUGACUCACUGCAACUCAAAAGUUUAAAGGACCAAAAAUGUAUAUUCAAUAAUUUUUUAUUGAUUUUUUUAAUGGUCAGACAUCGAAAGUAGUCUUAGCACAGUUUAUUGUUCUGGUAGUGCUGCUCGGACCUGGGCGGUGGUGUGGUGUACCUUUACAACUUUACUGGGUAUCCUCUCCUGAGCCUUUGGUGCUGCAUUCUCUAUUCCACAAUCAAUCCCCUUUCGGGCGUUGAGUAACUUGUCGGUGCUCAUGUGCUUCUGAGCUUGGGAGAUGAACUCAUCGAAGGUGAAACAAGCGUUUUCUCUCCUAGGGUCUGGAGAAAUUUCUCGUCUCGUAGUCCAACCAUAAUGGCGGUCAGUGCAGUGCCAUUUGUGUUACCCUUCUACUUUUAAAGUCUCGUUGUUAAAGCUAGCACAUCACGUAUAUGGCGGUGACUGAAGCUCUUAAAGAGGUGAUAUGGCUACGAGAGUUGGCUAAAGAAUUGGGGGAGAAUUUAAAAGAUCAGUUGGUUGUCUACUGUGACAGUUGGAGAUCUGUUUAUUUUAUCCGGAAACCAAACUUUAUCCUGAGGAUUAAGCACAUUGAUGUAUAAUUUCUCUUCAAAAGAGAUAUAAUUGCUAAAUGUUGCUAGAUCAUUGGUUAAUUCCUUUA